Pimephales promelas (fathead minnow) is the source of this 2448-nucleotide messenger RNA. It is a transcript of the gene ugl, whose product is annotated as ureidoglycolate lyase. Gene Ontology annotation, cellular component: cytoplasm. Gene Ontology annotation, biological process: glyoxylate cycle. Lineage: Eukaryota; Metazoa; Chordata; Actinopteri; Cypriniformes; Leuciscidae. The record is from RefSeq and is a predicted model, not a curated record. Gene Ontology annotation, molecular function: malate synthase activity.
AUCUGUUCACGAGUGAAACCUCAAUGUUCAUAGUCUGUGUGGCUUCAAGUAAACACUGACACUUACCAAAGUCCAACUCUAGAUUUACUAGACGACUGCUGAAAAUGUUGGUACAUCAAGGUGUUGAGCUGGAAACGCCUCCCCCAGGACUGGAGAGAGAGUUUAAUACUCUAUUUAACUUUGAUGCUCUGCAAUUUCUGUCUGAACUCAUUUCUACCUUCCAACCAGAGGUUGACAAGGUUUUGAACUUGAGAGUUCUCCGGAAAGUUCAAUUGGAUCUUACUGGAGAGUUACCAGGCUUUCUGCGGGACACAGCUCACAUCCGAAAUGAUCCCAGCUGGAGAGUUAACCCAGUUCCAGACAGAUUACACUGCAGACAUGUGGACAUUGGUGACCUGUCACCUUGUGAUACACAACGUCUUAUAAUGGGACUCAAAUCUACUGCCCAAGGGUUACAGGUUGAUUUUGAUGAUGGCAACUGUCCAACAUAUCGCAAUCAAAUAAAGGGCAUUUAUAAUGUUUACCUGGCUGUGCACAACCAAUUUCAGGAUGUACCACCCAUUUCUCAGGCUCCAGUACUGAUGCUCCGUCCUCGAGCGUGGAACAUGGUGGAGCACAACAUGAUGGUGAAUGGUCGAGAGGUUCCUGGUCCAUUGUUUGAUUUUGGUCUGCUGAUGUUUCAUAAUGCAAAACUGCUUCUUCAAAACCAGAGUGGUCCUUUUUUCUACUUGUCCAAGGUUGAGAGCUACAUGGAAGAAUUGUGGAGUCAGAUUUUUUUCUGGACUGAGAAGAAGCUUGGCCUUCCCGCGGGCUGUAUAAAGGCUACCGUGCUGAUUGAGUGUGUCCUGGCAUCGUUCGAGAUGGAGGAGAUUUUGUAUGAGCUCAAGGAACACUCUGCUGGUCUCAACUGUGGCAUCUGGGAUUACUCAGCUUCAUUUGUCAACAAAUUCGGUCAUCGGGCAGAUUUCCUCCUCCCUGACCGCAGUAAGUAUGUAGAUAUGGAGAAGCGUUUUCUGCACAGCUACAUGGACCUUCUAGUGCAGACGUGUCACCGCAGGGGUGCCUUAGCAACAGGUGGCAUGGCAGCUUUGCUGUUGCCUAGAGACAAAGAGAGUGACCUCCACAAGACUGUACUCGCUACUGUCACCAGGCUUAAGUUACUGGAGAUCAAAGCAGGAGUUGAUGGGUUCAUGGUUUACGACAUGGACCUGAUUAAGCCCAUGCAGAAACUGUUCCAGCUUCACUCUCAUGGUCAGAACCAACUCAAGCAGCUGCGUGAAGACAUCAAUGUGACCCCUGAGGACUUGCUCAUUAUGCCUGCAGGAGGAGUAACAUUGCAUGGACUGAGGUAUAACAUCGCUGUAGGAAUCCUCUUCGUUGAAGCCUGGCUUUCAGGCAGAGGUCAUUUCUUCUAUCUGGGGAAGGUUGAGGAUUCAGCAACUGCAGAAAUAUCCAGAUCUCAGGUUUGGCAGUGGAUCCGGCACCAGGUGAGACUGGAGGAUGAUGGGAUGGUGGUGACACGAGCUCUAGUCAGCGGCUUGGCUGAAGAUCUGAUAGGAGAUCUGAAGGCAGCCAUAAAUUGCCAAACAAACAGAGACAGAGAGAGGUUGAUGACUGCUGUGUCCAUGUUUCUAGAGAUAGUGCAGAAGAAUGAUUUCCCAGAGUUCAUCACUACAUACCUCAACCUGGACCACACUUUCCUCAGCUCUCAGAGCCAACAUGAGAACGGAUCAACAGAUGCGGUGCCCAAAGCCAGACUCUAAACAAGUAUGGGAUUAAGUCUAAAAUUACUUCUGCAUCACAAGGAAAACAAUACAUCCAUGAAUGCAUUUAUAUGUUGGCGUAACAUUUGUGAAACUACUCUUCAUACCUAGAUUUACAGAUAAUUAUGAAGAUGGGUCAAAACGGAGUGUAAAAAUACUUCCAAUAUAACAACAGCACAGUAGUACUCAAACAAUUGACAUAAAAUAAUAAGUAAAAACAACUAAAAUUCAAGAUGUGUCAAAUCGCAAUUCACUCCCUCAACAGCUACAGUAUGGAGAAACCUCCACCACAGGGGUCAAAAUAUCUGUUGUCUCUCGCCAUUGACAACCAUACAAUAUUUUUUUCGAAAUAAGGGAGAUAGUCCUCACUGCAGAACACGAAAUCCAGGGGGAGGAGUUGGAUCCAGAUCCAACUGGAAUGCUAAAUUUAACUUCAGCAGCCUCUGUGUUUCUUGUGGUCUGUAUUUUCUAAGAAAUGAAAUGGUUACAUCUGACAGUGUACAACCAAACAUAGAAAUUAAAAACAAAAAGAGAAGUGCAUCACCGUUAUGUUAUUUUGUUUUAUUUGUAACUGUGUGAAUGUCAAAUGAUGGGACAUUUUCUUAGGAUUCAGACAGUGGUAUGUUUGAUGGAGGGGGAGGAUCAUAAACAAAGGUUGAAACCAGCAUAAGGAGAACCCAAACAA